Fundulus heteroclitus (mummichog) is the source of this 1259-nucleotide messenger RNA. RefSeq names its product high choriolytic enzyme 1. Bases 59 to 928 code for a protein of 289 amino acids. Gene Ontology annotation, biological process: proteolysis. Lineage: Eukaryota; Metazoa; Chordata; Actinopteri; Cyprinodontiformes; Fundulidae. Gene Ontology annotation, molecular function: metalloendopeptidase activity; zinc ion binding. The record is from RefSeq and is a predicted model, not a curated record. The transcript is spliced from 10 exons.
GGCUAAGCUACAUCUUUGUGUGAGUGUUGAGUGGGUUGCUGCUAUUCAACAAACAGCCAUGAUGCUCCUGACUGCUGUGCUCUGUGGGCUCCUAUGCUCCUCAUCGCAGACUUCAUUUAAAAGGACAGAUGAAAACACUGCCAACAACUUUGAGGAUGAUGACUUCAGUGUCUCCACACUGCUGGAAAAGGCCAAUGCUAACCUUGGGAAGAACUUGGAUGAUCCUCUGGUGAUGUUUGGAGACAUUGCAGUGCCAACAGGUCUCCAGAACGCUGAUCCCUGCACAUCACGAGGCUGUCUAUGGACUAAAAACCAGGAUGGAAAAGUUUACAUUCCUUACAGGAUUUCCAGCGAUUUUUCUCAAAGAGAGAGGAGCCUCAUCGUCAGUGGUCUUGAGUCAUUUCAUGCUUCUACCUGCAUCCGCUUCAGGCCCCAGCAAACAGAGCGAGACUUUGUGGACAUCCAGUCCCGUUCUGGGUGUUGGUCUUUUAUUGGUCGUCGUGGUGGUGGCCAGGUGGUGUCGUUGAGCCGCAGAGGGUGUGUUUUCCACCAGAUUGUCCAGCAUGAGCUGCUGCACGCUCUGGGCUUCAACCAUGAACAGACCAGGUCUGACAGGGACAGUCAUGUUCGCAUCAUCCUGGAGAAUGUGAUAAGUGGACAGGAGCAUAAUUUCAGGAAAAUCAACACCAAUAACCUUGGCACUCCCUACGAUUACAACUCUGUCAUGCACUAUGGAAGGUUUGCCUUCUCUAGAAAUAGAGAGCCUACCAUUGUUCCCAUCCCUGACUCAAACGUAGAAAUUGGAAGAGCCACACAAAUGAGUCCUAAUGACAUCCUCCGGGUGAAUCGCCUUUAUCAGUGCAAUUCAAAUAAUCCUAAGAGGCAUCCUAAGAAUAAACAAUCUUUCUCAGGAAAUUAUUUCUUUUAAGAGAUAAAAGACAAGUAGCAAAAAUGCGGAGUGAUGCUGUUUGCUUUAAUGAGCUUCUUUGAUGACCUAAUGAGAAGUAAAAAGGACAGGCAACUGAACUGUCCACUGAUUUAUUUUCACAAAUACACAAUAAUGACUGUGUACCAGCUUGAUUCAAAGCAAACAUUAAUAAAAUCUCAAAUCUACUCUACAUACCCAGAACUAGAACCAAACAUGGAGAAGCAACCUCUCUCAUAAUCAUUUAGUCAGCCUGCUACGUGUCAUUGACCAUCUUCAAUCUGUCCUGCCUGCUUGUCACCUGCACCAUCAUAAAUAAACCUUUUAAACACCA